ACCAGCUGGAGCACAAUUAUUCGCAUUCCUGAAUUAAGUCUUGCCUCUGUAAGGUAGUGCCCGAAAAUUACAUCGCUUUACAUUAUGUUUGCGAAGUUCAAAGCAGUAAAUCUCUUUCUAGUGGCAGCCGGACUUUCGUCGAUCGGAAUCUUGCAAGAGGCUGAUGCCAUGGCGCCGAUGGCCGAGAUCCCCCAACCAAUUGUCAAUCCGCCGAUACAAUUAACUGCGGAGCGACAAGCAUUUUUUGACGCCGUAAGAAGCGACCCGUGCCCGGGAUUCUUCAAGCGUCUGCGACCGGGAUUCAUGGAAGAAGCAAACAAAGUAUGCGCCACGGCGAAGGAUAAUUAUUUAAAAGGAUUUGAAUUGAAGGACAGGAAAAACUGCCUGGAGGCUACCGAUGCUAUGUGCAUAAAGAAGUUUUUCGGAUUCUCAACUGUUUGUGCAUUUAGCUGUGCUGUCAAAGGAAACAAUCAGAGAUGGAUGACGUUGAAAGAGGUUGCAGGAUGGUAAUGUCACGUCAGAGCGAGCGACGGGACCGCUCAAAAUCACAGUAGUAAAUCUAUGACCAAUGGUAGAAUAUCUAUGGAAUUUAUAUUGGAAAAAAUAAAGUUUUGGAGGCGUG
Molecule: messenger RNA, 622 nt
Organism: Bemisia tabaci
Lineage: Eukaryota; Metazoa; Arthropoda; Insecta; Hemiptera; Aleyrodidae
Source: RefSeq, a predicted model, not a curated record